GUCGUGUUUUAACAUUAUUAGCGCUAUUAGGCUGGAACGGGUCAAAACGUGUUACAAAAUCACUUGUGUAAUUAAAAAAGCGACAAAGAAAAGAAAGCUACCUUAGAUCUUUAAAGAAUGUAUUUGUAUUUUCAGCGUUUUUAAGUUGGCCAGAUCUUCUGGUACAGUUCACGAGACAACAAUGUCAUGGGUGUCAGUGGUGCGAACAAGAACAAGACAGACGAGAUGAAUCGUCGCAAUACAAUGUCGUCAAAAAGAAAGUCGUCCAAACCAGUUAUGGAAAAAAGAAGACGCGAGAGAAUAAAUAACAGUUUGAACGAACUGAAAAAUUUGCUUUUAGAAUCAAGGAAAAGAGAUACGGCUUGCUGCUCAAAGUUAGAAAAAGCUGACAUACUAGAAAUGACCGUGCAGUAUUUAAAAUCCAUCCGAAUGCAACAAGUAAAAGCAUCAAGCAUAACAGAUCCUGUUGCUUUGGCUCAUUACAGAGCAGGUUUCAAUCACAGCGCUAUGGAAAUCAACAAAUAUCUUAUGGAUACACCUGAUUUACAACUUAAAGUCCGUAAUAGACUUCUUACACAUCUCUCAAACACUUGUCAUGCUGUAUUCAGUAACCAUCAAACUAUUCAACACACAAAACAAUACAAUCUACCAAUGUACCAAAUGCCUGCAACAGUUAUCACCAAUGAACCUUCGUCUUCAAAAGAAAUAUUUUUCAAUUCAUCAACAACUUCGACAAUUCUAAAUGAACCACACACGUCAUUAUAUAGUCAUAUACCUCAAUCAAGUGAAUUGGUAAAUGAUAAACUCUCAAUACAACCCACUUCUCAUGCAUUCAAUCCUUUUAAACAAUCAAAGUUAACAUCUCUAGGGCAAUUUAAAAAAGAAGCAGGAUUUUCAACUGCUACAAUAACAUAUAGUAAUAAAGCUAAGCCAAAACAUUGCAAUCAUACAUCAAAUUCUACCUGGCGACUUGAAAACAUUCAUCGCAACUCUGCUGAAAAUAAUUCAAUAAGUAAUGCAAAUGAAGAGAACACUGUCUGGAGACCAUGGAGCUAACUGUUGUCCAAUAUAGUACUGUCUGGUGGAGGUCAUGGAUUUACCGCUGCCCAAUAGUGCCUUGCAGUCUGUCGAACUAACCGCUGAGUUUGAAAAAAGCAGUUGAAAUUGGGGGCAAUAUUGGUAAUAAGCCAGAUAAAAAUUGUUAAUGUUUUCAAUGAAAAAAAUAAUUACCAAUUAUUUAUUAUAUACUUAGUGAGUAAUGUUUAUAGCGAUUUUUUCUGUACUAGUGCACGAUAUACUCAUUGGUCGACUUCGUUACUUGAAAACUGAAAUACUUAUAAAUUUACGUUUGCUAAAAUUUCACUACAACUUACGCACUUUUUAUCAUAGAUUUUUUGAUAACGGCUAUUUCAUUGUUCUUCAUUAUAAAAAAAAUGUUGGGCAAUAUAACGAUAAAUCAAAAAUGUUACACAAAUAUAUUGUUGAUAGCAACAUAAAACGAAACAAGGAAACAUUUAAUGUAUCUUUCAUAGCAAACAUCAAAUACAUAUUUUAUCUUACUGUCAA
This is a messenger RNA of Xenia sp. Carnegie-2017, 1566 nucleotides long. Its product is annotated as transcription factor HES-1-B-like. Gene Ontology annotation, biological process: anterior/posterior pattern specification; regulation of neurogenesis; regulation of transcription by RNA polymerase II. The transcript is spliced from 5 exons. Lineage: Eukaryota; Metazoa; Cnidaria; Anthozoa; Malacalcyonacea; Xeniidae. The record is from RefSeq and is a predicted model, not a curated record. Gene Ontology annotation, molecular function: DNA-binding transcription factor activity, RNA polymerase II-specific; RNA polymerase II cis-regulatory region sequence-specific DNA binding; protein dimerization activity. Bases 187 to 1056 code for a protein of 289 amino acids. Gene Ontology annotation, cellular component: nucleus.